CGCCUUCUCAACAUGGAAAUCAUCCAAACACCAUACCUAAAAUCCCUCUCGCACAGAGGCUACAUCCAAGGCGUCUCCCUUUCCUCCAAAUCCACCAAUACCUUACUAUGCCACUUUUUCGGCGGGCUCCGCUAUGCCCUUCCACCGCCGCAACGCUGGCGCAAAGCCCGUCCCCUGCCUCCAUCGUAUAGUUACGGCACGAAAGACCAUCCGGGCUACUGUCCCGGCGCUGCGGGUGUCUGCCCCCAGCCUAAUUUCAUGGACCUCUCUGUCUCCGAGGGCUGGGAUGAGGAUUGCUUCCAGUGUAAUGUUUGGGUUCCUGUGGGGGAGCCGCCAGAUGAUGGGUGGCCUGUACUUUUUUUCAUUCAUGGUGGUUUCUUGCAGUUUGGCACACCGAAUUUCUUCUCUGCUGCAGCACUGCUAGGCGAAACCGAUUUCAAUGCUAUUGUGGUCAUGCCCGCCUACCGUGUUGGCGUCUUUGGGUUCCUUUAUUCCUCUGAGAUCGAAACGGACGCGGCCUUGGUUGGCGAAACAGUUGGAAACCAUGGUUUCUGGGACCAACGCAUGGCUUUGGAAUGGACCAAGGAAAAUAUUGGCCUUUUUGGUGGUAAUGGGUCUCAAAUCACCCUUUCUGGUUAUUCUGCAGGCGCAUACUCUGUCUGCUACCAACUAGCCUAUGACCUCCAACUCCCCGAUACCCAAGCUCUCGUAAAACGAGCCUGCAUCUGGUCCAACUCCCCCGCCGCCCAACCCAAAUCACCCGCAGCCACCCAAGCACAAUUCAACGAGCUGCUCUCCGCGCUCAAAAUCCCCAUCUCCCUCCCGGACGCUGAGAAACUCGCCCGUCUCCGCGCCAUUCCAGCCUCAACCCUCCUUUCCGCGGCUACAAGCAUCGAAAUCAACCAGUUCCGCCCAACCUCGGAUUCCGUCUUCGUUUCCCCGACGCUCUUCCAGUCCUUCGACAACGGCGAAUUCGCCCGAAGGCUCAUCGCCCGCAAAGUCCGCCUCAUCCUAGGCGAAUGUCGCGACGAACACUUCCUCUACGCUACCUGGUACCCGCCUCAGAAUGAUCUCGCCUCGCUCCGUCAUCGGUUACUGGCUGAUUACCCGCGACAUGUCGUAGACCCGCUCGUCAAAUGCUACUACUCGGACGGUAGGCUUCCGGGGAACUGCGAGAACUGGUCCCCGGAUGCCUGGGGUCGCAUCUAUGCGGAUAUGCAGGUACAUAAGAUGCAGCGCGGCCUGGUCCAGUCGCUCGCUAGUCAUGGCGCGGCGGAUCUUCUGUACCGCUACCGGAUCGAGUACCGGCUCAAGUGUGCGGAUAAGUCUACCCCGCCUAGCUGGGGCGUGACCCAUGCCACGGACCAGUAUAUCUGGUUCUGGGGAAAUGGGGAGGUGGUUGAGCCGCAUGAGAAGCCGAUUAUCAAGCGCGCCUUGAUCGACCCGUUCAUUCGGUUUGUUCACGGCGAGGAAGAUCUUAACUGGGGGACGACCAACCAUCGGGAGAUCAGGACCUUGAAACCCGACGGCUCCGUUGAGAUCUGGCACGACGGCCUCUGGGAUGAUGCAAUGCACGUCUGGAAGACAUUGCGCGAAGCAGCUGAGUUUGAUGAUGCGGGUGCAUCCAGGCUUUGAUGCGUGUCAUCAAAACUGCUCCACCAUGUCGUACUCCUCAUCAGUAUACUAGACUUCGGUACAUAGUUCUUCGAUCGUUGCAGCGUAGUUCUUAAAUUCAUCAAUCAUAACCAAAGAGAGAGAGAGAGUUUGCGUCAACGCUAAUCAAAAAGUAGAUGAGGAAUA
This is a messenger RNA of Aspergillus ochraceoroseus IBT 24754, 1800 nucleotides long. RefSeq names its product putative carboxylesterase. The transcript has 4 exons. Bases 13 to 1635 code for a protein of 540 amino acids. The record is from RefSeq and is a predicted model, not a curated record. Lineage: Eukaryota; Fungi; Ascomycota; Eurotiomycetes; Eurotiales; Aspergillaceae.